GCAGAGGGCGGAGCUCUGUUCCUGCCGUUUGACAGCUGCGAAAUAGAAAAUGUAUAGCGGAUAGACAGUCUGGAGAACCAUGCAGCUCCAAUGCAACCAUACUAUCACAAGGAAUGGGAUACAGCAUGGCCCUUUAUAGCCUGCGCUUGCCCUCGUAAAUUUGGGUCAACUGGAGAGCGCAAACUACAAUACAAGGGAACUAAGUAGCUUUCAUUGCACAUAAUUCCUGGAUCUGAGAGGCAUGCAUCGUGCCUUCUCGUAUCCCGUAACUGUGGAACGCAGUCGAACCAAAGAGCGCUUGGAGGCGUGUUUGGCCGGGCUAUGCGAACUGGAGCUCCGCAGACAGCGGCAGGAGUGUCUGGUUCUGGGGGCGCUGGCUCUCGGAGACCCGCUUGCCCAGGAAAGCUCCAGAGGAGAGCUGAGAUGUUUCAGCAGCUGGGGCCAGGAAAACUUGACACUGAGACGUCAGCUGAGUGCUCUUCAGAGCUCCCCAUGGAGUCUAAUGCAAACGCUGGAACAGCAGGUGGGAGAGCUGAGGAUCGACGCUGCUGAUGACUGUUGUGACAGAGCCCAAGGAGAAACUGGCAACAGUCGACCGAGUUCUGGUUUCUAUGAAUCAAGUGAAGGUCAGUCACCAAAAGGAAAAUCUUGUACCACUGAGCCCACAGAGAGUGUCUCCUCCUGGGCUUACACCAGUGACAGGCCAAAGUCUGUGGGAGACCCCCUUAUGCUGGAUGGAGAAUUUGAUGCACCACUUCUACGCACCACGCUACCCCGCUCUUUCUCUGCCCCCUACCCACCUCUUGAGGGUAUUGCUGAGGAGGGCACUGCCGUGGACUCCUGGCAGUGGGACCCCAGUGGAGACAAUGGUGGCUGGGAGCAGCAACCUGAAGAGGAUCAGGUCACUGAAGAGGACUAUCAGCUGGCUUUGAAGGUAGAGGGUUACAUCCUGAGUCUCAUCCAACGCCAUACCCUCACACCAAGACCUUGUCAGCCUCGCACCACUCUUAGCCCUGACCCCCCAUACUGCAGUGGCUCUGGACACAGCUCCCUACACAGGAUAACUCCUUCUUUAACCACAGAACACCGCCCUUCUGAUCCUCAUCUUCAGCCCCAUGGUGACCUUUCUACAAAUCCUAAUGGCCAGGGAUGGGGUUGUGACCUGGAGCGAGAGGCCUGUGGUGGGGAGGCCCCAUCUUUGGAGGAGGACUGUUAUUUAGCUCUGCCCUACCCCCAGCCCAAUCUAAUUUCCCUGGGUGGAAGGCUACCAUCCCCUCCGCCCUCACUGGACCAUAACUGUGGAGUUGGGGCUCUUGACCUUUGUUGUGAACCCCCAUCCCCCCAUCAUUAUCUACAUCCACAGCCCCCUAUUCUUCACAUGCACAGUUUAGUAAGUGCUCAGUAUAUUCCUGGACAAGCCUGUCAUGCCCCUCUGUGCUCCCCAAGACAUUACAACCAAGAGCAGCCAAAGUCCAACCAAGUUUUCACAUCUCCUGAUCACCUCAAGUACAGAGCAUCUAAGAAAAAUCACAGCGAGAGACAGAGAUCCAAGAAGUCGAGCAGUAAAACCAAUAGAUCCCAGUCUGAAAACAGCCUCCUGGGUCAGCGGGUGCUUCCAGAGAGGAGGUACAGCACCACAGAGAGGCCCCAAGGCAGAGGUGAUCCUCAUACACUGCCUCACAAUCAAAACCAGGUUGUAGGACACCAGGUGGUCAACAACGGCCACAACGAGAGCCGACGCUGGCGAUCUAACCUGGAGCUCAGCCAAGAUGAGGGGGAAGUCCAAGCAGGGCAGGUACACAGACGACCACCUCGAAAAGUUCGCCACGGCCCUUCUUGUUCCCAUUCCCAACCCCAGAACUACCACCAACAGCAGCACACCAAGCACUGGCAGCAGGACUUUCAGGAAAGUGCACCUCUCUGUCAGGGGGAGGAGAGCUACGGUGGUGCUGCCCCCGCAGAGUCCGAGUCUAGCAUGAGCGAGGUAUAUUCUCCAGCCUCCAGCUCACUAUCCAGCGACUCCGAUGAGAGCGGGGGGCUGGUGUGGCCCCAGCAGCUGCCACCCCGCCUCGCUUCUACCUCUUCUUCAUCCUCUCCUUCACCACAAGCCACUGCCAAUACCCCAUCUCAACCAAAAGCCUUUGUCAAGAUAAAAGCUUCCCACGCUCUGAAGAAGAAGAUUCUCAGAUUCCGCUCAGGGUCGCUUAAGGUCAUGACUACUGUAUGAGAAAAUUGUCAAACUAGUUUUAAACACAUACUCGUCAGUAACGUACUUGGCACCAAAUCCUAUGUCAAAUAUCACAUCCCAUCUUUAUAUUCAAUAUGUCAAUAUGUCAUAGUGAGAUUCCUUUACAUGUAUUGGCAUGAAUAAUGAUCUAUUCAAAGAUCUUUCAUUUGUACUAUCUGGUUAAAUGUAUCUUCCAGUUGACAACCAUCAGACACAAGACUAAUGGGCAGUAUACUGCUCUAAUGGAUGACAACUGAUACCAAAUGACAUGUACCACCUAGAAGCGGAGUGACUGAAUAUGCUGGCAGUUUUUUCUCUGUUUCAUUUGCUCUCAUCAGACAAUUGUGGUUAAUUAAUGUAUUACUGAUAUUUUCACCAAGUCGCAUUAUUAGUCGAAAAACUAUAUCAAAUCUUUGUGAUACAGGCCUUAAAACAUACUAGGUAAAUUUGCUGUGUUCAGAUUUCAUAAUAACCUGGUCUUUUUUAAAGAUUAUGCUUUUUGCUGAAAGUCAUAAAGUAAACAGGAAUUUCUUUGAAUUCUUUGUGCUAAACUGCAUUCAAACGCAAGCAAAAAUCGACAUAUUAGCAGAAAAUCUACAACUAAACUUUGCAGUGCACUUGAAAUGUUGGAUUAAUCCACUAGAAUUGUGCUAAUGAAUAUCUCCCUAUUCCUACAAAUUCACAAUCCUCUGUAAGAAAGUCAAGGGAACGAUUUAGAAAUGUGGUAUAAGUGUUAAAACUUAACUGAAUAACCAUGUUUAAAUUUGGUUUCCUGCAGACUCAAAAAUCCUGCACCAACUGUGAGUCUCUCAGCAGGGAAUCAAUGCACACACCUCUGCAUAUCCAGCUGUUACUGAGCUCCUCUUAGUAUGUCCUGGAUUCACUGCAGUGAACUUCUUACUACCUCUCCUCUGCAGCCAGUGAGCAUAAAGAACCAGACAUCCAUGUGUCAGGGAUGGAUUUAUUAGAGGCCACACUAAGGGGCCUGUGUACAUUCAUGCAUGCAUGUUUAAACUCACAGAUUCCCUGAAACACUGGGACCUAGACACUGUAAAUAAAUAUGUGGCCUUGUUUGGAACAACUGUAGUUUGUAAAUAAAGAAAGCAUUUCACUCAGUUUUGAUAUUUUAGCACUUUUUUGUUUAUUCUUAAAUCAAAAAAGACAAUGUGUUAACGAGCAAAAUGAAGGUUAAUAUAUUCUUAAUAUUUCAUAUAAUGCAAAAAUUAAGGUUCUGUUUUAUAUGUUAAAAGUUAGAAAUGCAGAAAUCCUGAUUGAAAACUUUCAAGAAUACAUUUUCCCCCCAUGUGAUGUUAAGCUCUUUGCUUUAACCUUGUGAAGGACUGGUAAUCCACUGUAGGAUGAGAGGAUGGAUGGAUGGAUGGAUUUGCAGCUCAUGACCAACUCUCUCUGUUGAGUAUAGUAUGAAAGU
Molecule: messenger RNA, 3656 nt
Organism: Neolamprologus brichardi
Lineage: Eukaryota; Metazoa; Chordata; Actinopteri; Cichliformes; Cichlidae
Product: dapper homolog 3-like
Biological process (GO): negative regulation of canonical Wnt signaling pathway
Cellular component (GO): cytoplasm
Source: RefSeq, a predicted model, not a curated record